Molecule: messenger RNA, 2013 nt
Organism: Leucoraja erinaceus (little skate)
Lineage: Eukaryota; Metazoa; Chordata; Chondrichthyes; Rajiformes; Rajidae
Product: NXPE family member 3-like
Exons: 5
Coding region: 253-1815 (520 amino acids)
Source: RefSeq, a predicted model, not a curated record
UUGCACACGGAACAGGAGUGCGUGCCGAAUGUGUAAUGGGUGUGCCAUUAUAUAAGGACAUAUAUGCGGAAGGUCAGCGAACGUGGGAAGAGAUCAUUCAGUUUGACGCAUUCAUUCGUGUUAAAUGUGACCAGGUAAUACCAACAGCAAUCUGUCUCCUGCAGAUAAUUUCAAAGCUUCUCGACAUCAAUGAAAAUAAAAUAAUUGCGAAUCACAGUUGUAGAUGUACACGGGAGUGCGGGGCCCUCCAACAUGGACAAACAAGCUACAAAAACCCCCACUCAUGUCGGACGCUUCCUGAUUGUGGUGUUGCUGGCACUGGCAUUGGUGUUUCUAAACUUGCGGCAUAUAAAGUUUGCGCAAUUUUCAAUUUCCGGAGCAAAGUCAGUGUGGAUCAGAUACCCAGCUCCGAAGAAUCAUUCCACACUACAGCAGGAAGUAAAAAUGCCGAAGACUGAAUGGAUCCACAAGCUGAUGCAGUAUGGCUAUCAGACUCAUAGUUUCACCCUUGAAGAAAGAACAGAGGGGACAGUAUUGAUGAAAAUGAUUGAAUGGCCAAAGAUUCCCGAUACCAGUGUGCCCUUUAGGAAAAGCAGCGACCCAUUGCAUACUUGCUUUAUCGUUUUAAAUCCUGAGAAGACUUUCCACGUUGGAGAUCAAUUGCAGGUGAUGCUGCGAAUGUUUGACUUUGACGGAAAUCCAAAACAAUAUGGAGGUGACUAUCUGCAAGCGCGGAUUCACACCCCAGACGUAAAGGCUGGUUCAGCAGGGACAGUUAUAGAUAACCAAAAUGGAUUUUAUUACAUUAAUUUUACUUUAUCCUGGCCGGGAAAAGUCCAAGUGUCAGUUUCCCUCGUUCAUCCCAGUGAAGGGGUCAAAGUACUAAAACGGCUGCGUGAAGAACGACCAGAUCGAAUUUAUAUGCAAAGCACUUUCAAGGCUGGAGCAAUUUCAAAGACUACUGUUUGCAGUCUGUUUUUAACUCCAACUAAACCACUAUGUAACUUUACUGAUCUCAGGACAGGAGAGCCUUGGUUCUGUUACAAACCAGAAAAUCUUCCAUGUUCUACUCGAAUCAAUCAUGCUGGAGGUGGACGUUUGACAGAUAUUUUAAUUGGAGAAGAGAGGCUGUUUAUCCAAAGUAAAGUCAACGUCAAGAUGCCCAUAUUACCCUGUGCCAUGGGUUAUAUAAUCGUAGAGCCAUCACCUCAACCAAGUAAGAUCAUUUUCAAUCAUAGUGUUCAGGUAUUUUUCUGUUUAGGUAUUAGAAGGUUUGACCUUGGAAAUAGAGAAAAGACUGGCCCUCUGUGUGCCUUCGACGUGCAAAACAACAUCAUGCUGGAAUAUUUUGCUCAUGGCCCGCCAAUCUAUUUCGUCCCCUUUUCAAGCCGGCAUGUGUUCUACAUUUCAAAUAAACUGAAUGAAAUUGAAGGAGGGAAAAACACAGUUAUUACCAUUUGUAUCUGUGCCCAUUUCUGCAUUUUCCCAGUGGAAGUGUACAUCAGAAGGCUGCAGCAUAUUCGAAGAUCGGUUCUACAGCUGCUCAGCAGGAAUCCAGAUACGGUGGUCGUUAUAAAGACUGUUAAUGUACGGGCCCUUAUACAAGAUGUAAUUCUUAACUACAGUGACUGGUACUCUUUUCAACUUGAUUUAGUGUUGAGAAGGAUGUUUGCCGGCAUCAACGUAGCAUUUGUGGAUGCAUGGGCAAUGACCAUAGCCCACUACCUGCCCCAUAACCUACACCCUCAACAAAUCAUAAUAAAGAAUGAAAUAGAUGUGUUUCUUUCACACGUGUGCCCUUCCAAUAAGUGGUAACGACAUCUGCUUACCAUGCAUCACCACAAUUACAUUGCAAAUCAUAGAUCUACCCGUCUAAAACUGAAUGUAAUUUUAAAUAUUUUGAACAUUUUGAUUUCUAUGUUUUGAAUUCAUCUUUUGUCACUGUAUCUUUUGAUUCGAUUCUAUUAUUUUAAUUAGUUAUAAUUCUUAACUAUUACCUGAUAUUAAUAAUGU